Molecule: messenger RNA, 3035 nt
Organism: Condylura cristata (star-nosed mole)
Lineage: Eukaryota; Metazoa; Chordata; Mammalia; Eulipotyphla; Talpidae
Gene: TRIL
Product: TLR4 interactor with leucine-rich repeats
Exons: 1
Coding region: 16-2448 (810 amino acids)
Molecular function (GO): protein binding
Source: RefSeq, a predicted model, not a curated record
GCUGGGCGGGCGGCGAUGGAGGCUGCCGGUGCUGUGCGCUUCCUACUGGUGGUGUGCGGCUGCCUCACGCUCGGGCCAAGGGCCGAGUCUGUGUGCCCCGAACGCUGUGACUGCCAGCAUCCCCAGCACCUCCUAUGUACAAACAGGGGCCUCCGCGCCGUGCCCAAGACCAGCUCGCUGCCGAGCCCCCAAGACGUGCUCACCUACAGUCUUGGGGGCAACUUCAUAACCAACAUUACAGCUUUCGACUUCCACCGCCUGGGACAGCUUAGACGGCUGGACCUACAGUACAACCAAAUCCGCUCUCUGCACCCCAAGACCUUCGAGAAGCUGUUGCGACUGGAAGAACUCUACCUGGGAAACAACCUUCUGCAGGCACUUGCCCCAGGCACUCUGGCUCCUCUGUGCAAACUGCGUAUUCUCUAUGCCAAUGGGAACGAGAUCAGCCGCUUAAGCCGAGGCUCCUUCGAGGGCCUGGAGAGUCUGGUUAAACUGCGGCUGGACGGGAAUGCCCUAGGGGCGUUGCCGGACGCUGUCUUCGCCCCGUUGGGCAAUUUGCUGUACCUACAUCUGGAAUCCAACCGGAUCCGCUUUCUGGGCAAGAAUGCCUUCACCCAGCUGAGCAAGCUGCGCUUCCUCAACCUCUCUGCCAACGAGCUGCAGCCUUCCCUGCGCCACGCCGCCACCUUCGCACCGCUGCGCUCCCUCUCCACCCUCAUCCUCUCGAGCAACAGUCUGCAACAUCUCGGGCCGCGAGUCUUCCAACACCUGCCGCGUCUCGGCCUACUGUCUCUCAAGGGCAAUCAGCUCACGCACCUCGCACCAGAGGCCUUUUGGGGGUUGGAGGCCCUGCGUGAAUUGCGCCUGGAAGGCAAUCGGCUGAGCGAGCUGCCCGAGGCGCUGCUGGAGCCCCUGCACAGUCUGGAGGCGCUAGAUCUGAGCAGCAACGAGCUGUCUGCUCUGCACCCCUCUAUCUUUGGCCACCUGGGCCGGCUGCGCGAGCUCAGCCUACGCGACAAUGCACUCAGCGUCCUCUCUGGAGACACCUUCGCCGCCAGUCCGGCUCUCUACAGGCUAGAUCUAGACGGCAACGGCUGGACCUGUGACUGCAGGCUACGCGGCCUGAAGCGCUGGAUGGGAGACUGGCACUCGCAGGGUAGGCUUCUCACUGUCUUCGUACAGUGUCGCCACCCACCGGCCCUGAGGGGCAAGUACCUGGAUUACCUGGAUGACCAACAGCUGCAGAACGGAUCUUGCACGGAUCCGUCUCCCUCCGUUUACCCCACCAACGGGGAUAGUCGGUGGUCCCCAACCACAGCUACGCGGGAGAUGGCACCCCCUACAGGUAGCGUUGCUGUAGACCUGCCACCGCAGCCUCAACCGCACCAGCGGGGGAGAUUUUUGCCUGGGUUGGCCUGGGAUGGGACCGCCAGGGAGCUCUUGGGCAACCGCAGCGCUCUGAGGCUGAGCCGGCGGGGCCCCGCCCUCCAGCAACCUGGCCCCUCCGCUGUUGCUGUGGACCCAGCGCCACACCCUGUGGACCUUCUGGAGAAACCCGAGAGGGGACGUCCAACUCCGGCCAAUCCUACCCACGCAGAGCCCACCCAGACUGCCGUGCCCAGCCCUGCAUCACCACCCGCAGGCGAUCCCUGGCAGCGCGCAGCUAAACAGCGCCUGUCUGCAAAGCAGCAAGAAAGCGCCGCCCACUCCGACGGCGGGGUCGGCCUGCCACCUCUGGUGUCAGACCCUUGCGACUUCAACAAGUUUAUACUGUGCAACUUAACCGUAGAGACAGUGAGCGCAGACAGCGCCUCAGUGCGCUGGGCUGUGCGCGAGCACCGCAGCCCCAGACCACAGGGCGGCGCGCGCUUCCGCCUGCUCUUCGACCGCUUUGGACAGCAGCCCAAGUUCCACCGCUUCGUCUACCUGCCAGAACGCAGCGACUCGGCUACCCUGCGCGAGCUUCGCGGAGAUACCCCGUACCUGGUGUGCGUGGAGGGCGUGCUCGGGGGCCGGGUCUGUCCGGUGGCCCCCAGGGACCACUGCGCCGGACUGGUCACUCUUCCGGAGCCCGGGAGCCGAGGCAGCGUUGACUACCAGCUGCUGACCUUGGCCCUGCUGGCUGUCAACGCGCUGCUGGUGCUCUUGGCCUUGGCGGCCUGGGCGUCGCGGUGGCUGCGGAGGAAGCUGAGGGCCAGAAGGAAGGGCGGGGCACCAGUGCACGUUCGCCACAUGUACUCCACCCGAAGGCCCUUACGCUCCAUGGGCACCGGAGUGUCUGCCGACUUCUCUGGGUUCCAGUCCCACCGGCCGCGCACCACCGUGUGCGCACUCAGCGAGGCCGACCUCAUCGAGUUUCCCUGCGACCGCUUCAUGGACAGUGCGGGUGGUGGUGCGGGCGGAAGCUUGAGACGGGAUGACCAUCUCCUACAGCGAUUUGCCGACUAGGUCCAGAACCCCCAGAAGAUGUGGAAACCACCACAGCUCAGGGGGGCCCUCACCCUGCCUGAGGAGAAGAUCUCAUUUAAUCAGACCUUCUCCUUUCCUUGUUUUGUACACUUGCCAGAGAGGCCAAAAGGGACAGACAACCCAUUUGGCCACCACCACCAGCCCUGUUCCGAGAAGUCACUCAUAGAGUAAAUGGAUGGCAUGGGUGGUCAAGGCCAAGUUGUGGAGGCAAAUGGAUGAUGGGGUCCAGAGUUGGGAGGUUGUCUUUAUGUGGAGACCUUGGUGCAGCUUUAAGAAUGGCAUUGGUGGCAUUGGUGCUGUACACUAGCCUGGCCCCCCUGAAGGUUUGAAAAGGGUGCUUGAGCCCCCAACAGGGCCAGAAAGAGGUUUGGAUGCAUUGCCUUUUGUUUGUCAAACAGAAGGAUUUUCUUUCUGUUUAAGGAAAAAGGAACUUAUUACCAUUAUAAAGAAGCCUUGGCAACUGGCCCCACUGGCUCUGUGGUCUCUGCCAAGAAGGGUGAUGUCGUAAACAGGUGGUAAAGUUUAACACACUCCAAGGAACUCUUUCAUGUUGAUUAAUAGAACAU